AUGAUUGAUUAGAUUCUCUAAGAAGCAGAAAGCGGCAUUAUCCCAAAAUGGCCUCCAGUCAACAAUUAUUAGAUUAUUUAAGACCUCAUAGAUCUCACUUCUAAAGAAUCUGAGUUAAAUUACGAAAAAUAAAUUAUUGAUUUCUUUAAUGAGUUAAAAUAAUAGCUUUUCGCAAAAUUAGACAUUAUCUAAAAAUAAAUGAUCAACGAAACUCAUAAGUAUCCAAUAGAUAAUCAUCAAAUUAUCAAAAGAUAUUAAGAAAUUUCAAAUAUCCUUUAAUUUAAGCAACUUCUCAUGAAUGAAUAGGAAAAUAAUCUCUAAGAGCAUUCAACUCUUUGUAGGUAAUUCAUCUAACAAAUCGAAUCUUAAAAAGAUAAAAAUACUGAAUUAUUACAAAGUCUACUUACUUAAUCUAAUUAAAUAUAAAAAAGCUUCGAUUUAGAGUAUCCAAUUUUUAUUAAAUAGCAAUUAUUCACUUUGAUUGAUUCAAUUUCCUUCUUUAAUUAAGAUAAAUCAUAAGCCAGUAUAAACCAAAAUAAUUAAGGCACUUAGCAAUCGAACAUUGACACCUAAAAUAGUAAUAAAAUAACAGCUGAUUUAAUUAUGAAGUUGAUUUCAAAUAAAUCAAACUUUUGUUCUGAUUAAUUUAUAAAUGAAUUGAAUUCGAGUUUAUAAAAGCUAGAUCCUCUUCUUUAAUAAUUGAAAUUUAAAAAUAUUUUCUAAGAAAAUAAAGAGCCAAUAGAAUUUUCCAAAAUUAGUGAAGAAAAACUAAAUUUGAUUGAAGAGUAUGUUAAACAUUCUAUAAAAUUAACAUCUGAUUAAUAAUACCAAAACAUAACAAAGAAUAAAUUGGAAUUAAAGUAAAUUAAUGAAAUAAUGAAUUCUAAAAUGAAUUUCUUAGAUUAAGAAUUUAUUUAGAAAUUUGAAAAGUGGACUGUUGAUAUGUAACCAUUCUUAACAUAAAUAAAUUUCUAAAACUAUAUUUAAGAUAGAAAUAAAUUUGAUUUGCUUAAAAACUUGGGAAAUAAUAGAAUAAACGAUAUAAUUAUUACUGCUUAGAAGGGAUUAUUGUAUUUAAAUUUAGAUUUAUUUGGGACUGAAUAUUAAAAUGGACAAUAAGUAUUUGUAGUUAGGAAAAAUGCAAAUAAUGAAUACAUCAUUACAAAAAUAAAUAGUAAUGCUUUUACUUGUUGUAUUUCAAAUUUUGAUUUAAAAAAGAAUCUAAAAUAUGUUUUUAGGUUAAAACUUGAAAAAAUUAAUCAAGAAAACUUAUUUUAUGUAGGUCUAAUGAGAAAUUCUAUCUCUAAAAAUUAAGGUGGGUGGGAUGAUAAAUUGACUUGCUCACUAGAGAGCUAAAAUGAAUAUUUAAAAAAAAAUUAUAAUGAUGGAAUAAAUAUCUUACUUAAAGGAGAAAGUGAAUUUAAGGCAAAAAAAGAUGGUGUAAUAGAAAUACGAGUGUGCUUAAAAGAUAAAUUAUUAGAAGUGACUGAUUUUCCUAAUUAUCAAUAUAAACUAGGAUUGGAAGAUUAGUAUAAAUCUAAACUUGAAUAAUAUGAAGAUUUAAGAUUUUAUUUAGGUUUUGCAAAUUCUAAUAUCUAAAUAUGCUUAAAAGAUGUGGAAAUUGUUGAUGAGUUCAAAUAUUGA
Tetrahymena thermophila SB210 is the source of this 1644-nucleotide messenger RNA. Its product is annotated as zinc carboxypeptidase family protein. NCBI's taxonomy places the organism in Eukaryota, Ciliophora, Oligohymenophorea, Hymenostomatida, Tetrahymenidae. The transcript has a single exon. The record is from RefSeq and is a predicted model, not a curated record.